GACAAACAGUUCCGGGUUAGUACUUUCGGGCUUUCGGCCUCCGUCCAAUACCUGAAUUAAACGGCCCAAUAUCAACCCCCCUCCCGGUAUUUACCCUAGCCAAUACCCCGACUACUACAUAACCCCAUCGGCCUAAUGGCUUCUUCUUCAUCUUCCUCCCUCAAACCCUUCUUCCCCGAUCUGCAGAUUUCUCUUUCGCAUUUCUGGUUCCCGAUUUCUCUUUUAAUGCGCAAUCGUUCUGCGGAUUUCCAUCGCAGAUCGGCGUUUUUCAACGAUUGCGGCGAGGAUGACGAUGCUUAUUAUUUUUCUGACACCUCUUGUAUGAGGGGAGCCGUCAAAAGCUCCUCGCUGAGCAGAUUAAGCAAUGAUCUGAGCCUCUUCUCAUCAUCUCUCUAUUUCUGUUGAUUUUAUUUUUGAUUUUUCACAAAUAUAAUUAAUAUUUGUGAUAAUCUACUGUUAUUAUUAUUUUCAUUUUAAUUAUCGAGCAGAAAUUCAGGCAACCCCUUUGCGAAAAUAGAAAUUGUAAAGGAAGAUUAUUAAUAUAUAAUUUCUAUAAUUUUUUAAUACACAAAUUACAAGAUAAAAUGGAUUAAAAAAGUGCAUUGGAUGGUGUGAAAAAAUGAAAGUGGACAAAUACUCAGGGACAGAGGGAGUAUAUUUUAGUGUAACUAGAAUAAUUAUUUAACCAAAAGUAUUACUCCCUCCGUCCCAUAAAGUGUUACCCAUUUUGACUAAAGUUGAAAUUAAGGGAGGGAUAAUUUUGUGUUGACUUUCCAAAAAUACCCUUGAUGUGAUGGGUAAAAGUAGGAUGUGAUGUGUAGAUUAUUAGGAAAAAGGUAUGAUGUGAUAGGUAGGGUUUGAAAAAGUGAGGGGUAAAAGUGGUUUUUUAAUAGAAAUGGGUAAGGGAU
Molecule: messenger RNA, 908 nt
Organism: Cuscuta campestris
Lineage: Eukaryota; Viridiplantae; Streptophyta; Magnoliopsida; Solanales; Convolvulaceae
Source: the annotation of a GenBank genome assembly